Molecule: messenger RNA, 3584 nt
Organism: Annulohypoxylon maeteangense
Lineage: Eukaryota; Fungi; Ascomycota; Sordariomycetes; Xylariales; Hypoxylaceae
Product: P-loop containing nucleoside triphosphate hydrolase protein
Exons: 2
Coding region: 1-3339 (1112 amino acids)
Cellular component (GO): nucleus
Molecular function (GO): ATP hydrolysis activity; DNA binding; ATP binding
Source: RefSeq, a predicted model, not a curated record
AUGAACGGGCAGAGCGACAACGCCGAUACGAAAUGCAAAAAGCUUCACCCGUUUUUCUCGACAAACAAUAAUUCUAAAGAUGGCAUGUUAAACGUCACAACUCCCGUUACGCCAGAUCCAUCGUGUAGUCCCAAUUCUGUCGACGCUGCCGAUACCGCCGACACUGCUGACACCGCCGACAAUGACGCCGAUCAGAGUCCUCCGUCUAGCAUGCUGAAGAGAAAGCUAGGCGAGACAAGCGAUGCCCAAGACACAUCCAUGUUAGCUUCGACUUCUAAGCCUUCAAAAGUAUUGAAAUUGAAUCGCGCAACCGGCACAAUUGGCUCCCCCCCGAAACCAAAACCUACCACGAAGAAGACAUCGAAACGCGGCCGAAAACCCAAGACGUUCCUGGUUUCUAUAUGCUAUGGCAAGGAAGAUGACAAUUCCCGGUUUCAAAUUGGGAAUAAGAUACACCAAUUGCUUACCAGUCCUAAUUCCCAAGCGAUGAUAGCAACGGCGCCGAAAGAUAACACUUCUAUUCUCCCGGAAACACCACCCUCGAGCCGAGAUGUUGAAGCAGCACCUAAAAAACCCACUCAUCCAUUCUUCCAAGGGAAAACGAAGACUACCACAAUAGAAGCAGUAGAAGAAAAGCAGAAGCCCCAGAGGCGAGUAUUCUUCAGCUCGGCUAACUCGUCGAAAAAUACGCGGCCGGCUUCUGGCAGAUUCGAUCUCCCAGCCCCUGGCGUCAAGUCCAACACUCUCAAGAUACCGGGAGCGCAGCAUCCAGCUUGGCCAUCGAAAGAGACGGCACACGUACGUGGUGAUGUGUCGCAUCAUUUCAGCAACCCUAGUCCUGCAGACGAGGAACAAUGCCUAUGUCUUCAGAAUAAACGGAAGGCAAAAGGGCAACAAGUCCAGAUCCCCGAAUCAGAGUCGAUACUACGUCAGACUGCGUCGAAGCUAAAUUUAAAGCAGCUGAAGAAGGACAUGAAAUUUUACGACGACGAAUUCCAACCUCCUCCGCCCGUCUUAAGGGUCCCCACUAGGUAUUUCGAAAGUGGAAAAAAAUUACAGGUGCGCGUAUCUAGCGAGUUAGUGACAUUUCAUCCGCGCAGUAAUACCUCGAAGACGCACCCAGCGCUCACGCAUGCGUACAACUCUAUCGAGAAGAGCCUAUCUGCUUUCGACAAAGCAACAUGCGAAACGAGCGCGUGGUCCCAGAAGUACGCACCCUCAUCCGCAGAACGAGUGCUUCAGAGUGGCCGGGAAGCCGAAUUAUUACGUGAUUGGCUAGAGAAUCUCAAGGUGCGAGCCGUAGAUUCGGGAUCUAAGCCAAAGAUAGUGGCUCCGACAAAGGCAAAAGGCAAAAGGAAGAAGCUAGACGGGUUCGUUGUUUAUAGUGAUGAGGAAGGGAGUGAAUACGAGUUGGACGAGAUAUCUGACACGGAAGGGGACUGGUCACAAAGCAGCGGCCAAGGCAAUGCGAAGAAGACGGUCAUACGGUCCGGUUCUGCUCGCCAAGCAUCUCGAGAUGGCGGUCGCUUUGCCAAUGCCGUGGUCCUUAGCGGCCCACAUGGUUGUGGCAAGACGGCUACUAUAUACGCCAUCGCCAAAGAGCUCGAUUUCGAGAUCUUCGAGAUUAAUUCGGGUUCUAGAAGGAACGGGAAAGACAUUCUAGAAAAGGUCGGUGAUAUGACUCGAAACCAUCUCGUUCAGCACCGCAAUAAGGAAGACGUACCCCAAGAAGAGGACGCCUUGGAAGACGAGGUAGAUCGAGAUUUGAAGUCUGGCAAACAGGGAAUGAUGACUGCGUUCUUCAAACCGAAGACAACUCCAGCUCCAGCUCCAGCUCCAACCAAGAAACCCACUGAUUCGCCCAGUUUCAAGGAGGCAAAGAAGUCACCUAAAGCUCAGAAGCAGUCUUUAAUUCUACUCGAAGAGGUCGAUGUGCUGUACGAGGAGGACAAACAAUUUUGGGCAACCAUUAUCUCUAUGAUUGCUCAGUCAAAGCGUCCUUUUGUAAUGACAUGUAAUGACGAAGCAUUGGUUCCAUUACAAGGUCUCAAUCUACAUGGCAUUUUUCGUUUCUCUAGUCCGCCAAAAGACCUUGCCGUCGACUUGCUGCUUCUGAUCGCCGCCAACGAGGGUCACGCUCUCCAGAGACACACAAUCGAGACGCUCUAUGAUUCGCGCGGUCACGACUUCCGUGCCUCGAUAACUGAGCUUAACUACUGGUGCCAGAUCGGAGUUGGAGAUGUACAAGGAGGAUUCAAUUGGUUCUAUCCGAGAUGGCCUAAAGGGAGUGAUGUUGACGAAGACGGCAAUGUCAUCCGGGUGGUUAGCCAAAAUACCUACCAAGCUGGCAUGGGCUGGCUUAGCAGAGACUCGGCGAUCGAUAGUUUAUCGUCUCGUGCGACUGAAGAAGAGCUGCAUCAACAAGUCUGCCAAAACUGGUCUCUCGAUACGCUGGAUUAUCGUCCUCAAGAUGAAUAUUCUUCUUGGGCGGCUACAGCUGCUGAGCGAUGCUCUUCAGCCAAGGAGAGGCUUGAGCUUUUGGAGUCAGUUGACUCGUACAUCGGCUUCAUGAGUGACGCCGAUCUUGGCUUGUCCGACUUCUCGGCCAUACCUAAUAAGAUUUCCAUGGAUCCGACCAUCCCCAGCCUACCAGCGAAGGCAAAGGAUGAUUUUAUCAUUGGUCGGCAGCUGAUCGAAGUAUCCCCUGCCGUUUAUUAUGAUACCACACGUUUUGAUAUGGCUGCUAGUUUAAAGCACCUAGGAAGACGACAAUUACAAAGUAGACAAGAUAUCGACAGGGUUUCAAACAUAUUCAAACCACUAGACGAGACCGAAGUCACCACUAGGUUGAAGGACCAUCUCAGUGGACAUCUAGACACACAGCCGGCUGUCGCACGAAUAGAUUACAGUCUCGCGUUCGACCCUAUCGCCGCCUCGGAGAAAACCAUGGCGGCAGGCUACCUCGAUCCCUCCGUGUUCGACGGGACCAUGGAAUCGAUUUGCAUCGACGUAGCCCCUUUUGUUCGUAGCAUCGUAUCAUACGAUCAGCGACUACAAAAACAACGAGUUUCCCGCAGCAGUCUGCUCAGCGAAGGCGGACAGGUGGGAAAGAAACGUAUGCGCACAACAAGAAGUGCGUUAUCGGCCCUGGAAGGCGGUCCACGGGCUAGUACAAGACGAGAGAAAUAUUUCUCCGCAAGCAUCAAUCCCUAUCUCGUGAUGCGGACGGGUGGUAAAGGAUGGGAUGGAGUUGUGGCUUCAGUUAUGGACGAGUCAGGGGUCACAAGGAAAAUCGCAGCGAACCCCCAUGUUGAACCAGGGCAGCAGGAUGUGGAGUAGAGGUGACCCGAUCGAACUUGAGCUGCGAUCGGAUAUCUCGACGUUGCGUAGCUAAGUCUGGGUGUGUAUAUACUCGGGGUUCAUAAAUAUCGGACAUAUCCAUACACUUGUGUUGCAGUAGGUAUAUCUUUAGGGCUCAUAGGCAUUGCGUGGCGUUGCAUUUUAUAGGCUGGCUACAUCGGUGCUGCAAGGGGGGGUCCGACGUUAGACGAUGGCUAGGCAUAUCAUACAUUCUUCACAUUCAC